UGGACUGCAGUCUCUUCCCAGCUUCCCCACAGAGCUGGCCAACCUGUCCGUCUCAGCCAGACAUGUCCAGCCUCCAGGCGCUAUGCUCUGGCCUGCCCCUGCGGCCCCUCCCAGAGAACCCAGGACGCUGGGCUGGCAUGCCCCACGCCCCAGUCAGGACCCCAGGCCUCAGCCCCACAGAGGAGCAGCUGGCGCUGAAGAAUGCCCUGCGCUACUUCCCCCUGGAUGUCCAGGAGCUGCUGGCCCCCGAGUUUGCCCAGGAGUUGCGACUGUAUGGGCACAUCUACAUGUACCGGUUCUGCCCCGACAUUAAAAUGAGGGCCUACCCAAUCGAGCAGUACCCCUGCCGGACGAGAGCUGCUGCAGCCAUCAUGCACAUGAUCAUGAACAACCUGGACCCUGCCGUGGCCCAGUUUCCCCAGGAGCUAGUGACCUAUGGAGGAAAUGGGCAGGUGUUCAGCAACUGGGCCCAGUUCAGGCUGACAAUGUCCUACUUGUCGCAGAUGACAGAGGAGCAAACCCUGGUCAUGUACAGUGGACAUCCGCUGGGCCUCUUCCCAAGCAGCCCCGGGGCCCCGAGGCUGGUCAUCACCAACGGGAUGGUCAUCCCCAACUACUCCUCCAGGACAGAGUAUGAGAAGCUCUUUGCCAUGGGGGUUACCAUGUACGGCCAGAUGACUGCAGGCAGCUAUUGCUACAUCGGUCCCCAAGGCAUCGUCCACGGCACUGUGCUCACUGUGUUGAAUGCCGGGCGUCGCUACCUGGGCGUCAAGGACCUGGCUGGGAAGGUCUUUGUCACCUCUGGGCUGGGCGGAAUGAGUGGGGCUCAGGCCAAAGCUGCAGUCAUUGUGGGGUGCAUCAGCGUGAUAGCGGAGGUGGAUAAGGCAGCCCUCACAAAACGCCACAAGCAGGGCUGGCUGAUGGAAGUGACGGACAGCUUGGACCACUGCAUUGAAAGACUCAGGGAAGUGAGGAAAAGGAAGGAGGUGCUCAGCCUUGGUUACCACGGCAAUGUGGUUGAUCUUUGGGAGCGCCUGGUCCAUGAACUGGACACAACCGGGGAGCUCUUAGUGGACCUGGGGUCAGACCAGACGUCCUGUCACAAUCCAUUCAAUGGUGGUUACUACCCCGUGCAGCUGAGCUUCGAAGAGGCCCAGAGCCUCAUGGCCUCCAACCCGGCUGCAUUCAAAGGCCUGGUCCAGGAAAGCCUGAGGAGGCACGUCUCAGCCAUCAACAGGCUGGCCAAGGAGAACUUCUUCUUUUGGGACUAUGGCAAUGCCUUCCUCUUGGAGGCCCAGAGAGCGGGAGCUGACGUGGGGAAGAAAGGCGGCGGCAGGACGGAAUUCCGCUACCCCUCGUAUGUCCAGCACAUCAUGGGGGACAUAUUCUCCCAGGGAUUCGGGCCUUUCCGCUGGGUGUGCACGUCGGGGGACCCCCAGGACCUGGCUGUCACUGAUCAGCUGGUCACGUCUGUGCUGGAGAAGGCCAUUGCUGGUGGAGUGAACCCGGCUGUGAAGCUCCAGUAUGUGGACAACAUCCGCUGGAUCCGGGAGGCUGCCAAGCACCAGCUGGUGGUGGGCUCCCAGGCAAGGAUCCUGUACUCAGACCAGAAAGGCCGUGUGGCUAUCGCUGUGGCCUUCAAUCAUGCCAUCGCCCACGGGCAGAUCAAGGCGCCAGUGGUCCUGAGCCGAGACCACCAUGAUGUGAGUGGCACUGACAGCCCCUUCCGGGAGACCUCCAACAUUUACGACGGCUCUGCCUUCUGUGCAGACAUGGCGGUGCAGAACUUCGUGGGAGAUGCCUUUCGUGGUGCCACCUGGGUGGCUCUUCAUAAUGGCGGGGGAGUCGGCUGGUCACAUCUCAAAAUUGAACAUGCAUAGGAAUCUCCAAGGAGCUUGUUAAAAUGCAGACUGUGUCUCGCAGAUCUGGAGUGGGGCUGAGACUCAGCAGACCCAAGUAGCCCCCAGACAGUGCUGCUUCUGGGGGCCCGAGAGCCACUCGGAGCCAGGAGGGUUCUCACCAUGUGCGCCCAUAGACCUCUUUGCCACCCCGCCCAGCACAAUGGGGAGCAUCUUCACCUGUAUUUUUGUAGCACAAUAAAGAGUGUGGAUUCUGAAGUCAAUCUGCACAAGUUAAGCUUGUUGAGCUUUGUUUCCCAUCAAAAAAUGGUAACAACUGCUGUGCAGCCUAGUGGUGACAGGGUUGAAUGAGUGACUAGCUAACCUUAUAUAGUGCAUAAUGUGCAAGGACUAAACUUACGUGGUAGCUCCUCUAAUUGCCACAACGGUGUCAUCUAGAAAUAAGUGCUGAGCAGAACAGGUCAGUAACUGCCUGGAUUUCACAGUGAGCUCAGUUUGCAGGAGGCAGGCGCUAACCUACCACAGAUCACUGCGAGGGAGCCAGAACAGGGCCUGACACGUGGCACAACUCCCAUAAAUGCUAACCUUUAUCAUGUGCGUGCAUUCUUUGUGAUCGCAGAUUCAAAAAGGAUGGGCAUUUUACUCUUUGAGAGCUACCAUCCAGUUUUCCCAUAUAAAUAUUCCUGUUUGUGUAACCUCGCCAACCCUGGGUGUUAUCACCCUUUUAAACACGGUACUUGCCAGGCUGGUGGGUGGGAAGCAACAAGCCCUUUUUGUUUUGAUUUGUACUGUUCACCACAGAUUUUUGUCUUUGAGUCAUGGGCUUUUUCUCAUUGAUUUGCCAGCCUCCUCCAUCCGUUCUCCGUGUCUCUGAACUCUGCUUAUAGGAGUUGUGUGGGCAGGGUUCUCCAGGAGGCCGACCUGAGCCGGAGCUGGGAGUGUGCAAAAGGCUGAUUGCAGAGACACCUGGAAAGGAAGAGGGGAGCAGGGUGAGGGGACCCACAGUCUCAUGCAGACCCGGCAGGCAUGCCACCCAGCAGGGAGCUCUGGAGCCAAGACUGCCCCUGGAGGAGCCUGCCUGGGGCAGGAAGGGCCGGGCCGCAGGCGAGGGCAGCGCUCAGUCUCUGUGCCGGGAGGACCCGAAGGAGUCACUGGGGCCUGUGAGUUAACCGCCUUCCCCACAGCAGGGCUUUCUGGAAGGGGUACCUGGGUGGGCCCCCUUCCCCACAGGGGACUUCCAUCUUUAUCCAGUGACUUUUCUAUUCGGGCUCUUUGUUUUCUAAAUGUUGCUUUAAAGUACCCCCCCACCACACACACCCACACACAUAGACACAUUCCUGAGUUAUGAAAAAACAUGCUCCUAAAUCUUCUUUAUUCGUCUUAUGAUUGUGACUAUUUCCUUCCUUUGUACAUCUGGUCCUUAUUGUUCUUUACGUGCAAUGUGGGCUUGUGAUUUUACGUGUUUCUCAAGGGAACAUCCAGGUGUGCCAGCAGCCUCUGUGAGAGACCCCACUGCUCCCCCAGUGGUGCCACCUUGACCAUGCGGUCCCCUGGGGUUGAUGUGUGUCCAGGCUCCUCCUUGGUCAGGGUUUGCUGAUGUCUCCUGGAGCUGAGCAGCUCUGCUCUCUGGCCAUCUGGGCUUCAGGCUCCCAGAUGAAAGAUGUACUUCCAGCCUUCCAAAGAACUCUCUGGUUGAAGGACACACUGAGGUCCUUGCUUGGCGACUGUGGCUGCCGCCCUCUUUCUCCUCUGACACCCAAUAUCAGCCUCUGACAGUGGAUGGUGACGAGUUUCAAUCUCUUCAAAGUAUCCUGUACCCUAGAGGCUGGUGGGAGCUGGGGUGGGAGCCAACUUGCAGGCCCAGGGAUGCAGGUGAGGGUAGGGCAGGGGCAGCUGGCCCAUGUGCAAGGGUUUUCAGCUUCUGUGCCCUGAUGGGGUACAAUGGUGGCUCCCAGGGCAGAGGGCUCCUCACUUCUAGAUGGCAACUGGCUGAAAUUGUCAGUAGGGUCCAAAGUGGGCAGAGAAGCAUAUAAGGUGGGAUGGGUCUGAAGCACCCGAGCCCAGAGAAACUAGCUGCACCUUCCAGGUCAGGAAGGAGAAAGUGCAAAUUCACUGGAAGGGGGCCUGAAAGGCCAGGUGCUGUGGUCCCGGGGUGUGGGUUUAGUAGUAGAGUCCUGGCAAGUGCUGGCAAGAUCAAGGGCUUUUCCUGUGUGCGUAACCAGAGGGGGGAUGCAGGGUGCCGUCAUGGGCUGGGUGGGGACAGCAGCCGGGUCUGGCUGGACAGCAGGCCUUGAUAAUGAUGACGAGGGUGAGGACAGAGGUCCAGGCUCACCAGGAAGGAGAGGGUCCCCAUGGCUGAUAGAGAACAAGCUCCCAGCAAACGUAAGGCAGGCGGGAUAGCGCCAUCAUACUUCAGGAAGAUUCAGGUGACACGGUUAAGACUCGAAGGAACCACUAUACCUGUGAGAGGAGGUGGUCCACAUGGCACCCCCCAACAUGCAUUCAUUAGCAAGCAGAAAAUGCUGAAAGGAAGUGAACUCCCCUUCAAACCAAGUGGUCAGGACCCCUAACUACACAUAAAGCAGGCAGGAAAAAGAGAGGGGAAGUAAAGAGCCUAAAGACAAAAUCAGGAGGAAUUAGAGGGGAUUGAGCAAUGCAAGAGACCCCACCAGGAAGGGCACCUGUAGGAAGUGCUGAGAACUGUGGAGGAAGUGACUCUCUGUAGUGGAUGGGGUAAAGACCAGAGGCAGGAGCUGUAGCCCACAACCCUGAGCAGAGUGACUCGCACGUCCCCUAGGCAGCCGAGAGAGAGCAGGCUGUGGGCUGCAGGCGGCAGGGUCCAACCUGCUGCCUCUGCCGUCUGAGCCAAGGCCUCCAGAAUGUUCGGAGAGAUGCAUGGGGUUCUGCCUGCUCCUGGCGGGGUGGGGCCUGGGAGCGGUCUGGAGACCUCUUUGCCUC
This is a messenger RNA of Manis javanica (Malayan pangolin), 4817 nucleotides long. RefSeq names its product urocanate hydratase 1 (gene UROC1). Gene Ontology annotation, biological process: L-histidine catabolic process. Gene Ontology annotation, molecular function: urocanate hydratase activity. The record is from RefSeq and is a predicted model, not a curated record. Lineage: Eukaryota; Metazoa; Chordata; Mammalia; Pholidota; Manidae.